AAUACAAUACAGAAGCUUGAGCAAUACUUUUCUACAAAUAUAGAUCUGGUCUCCAAAGGGUAGACCGCUGACUUGUGGGUCGUCUGGCCAUUUUCUUCCCAUCGAUCUCUUGGCACUUGGACUUAAUUUCCACAUAAUUAAAUUCUGCCCUCAAGAACUGUACUGGUUUUCCACAGAUUUUUGCAUUCGGAUGCACGAGAGUUGUAAGGUGCAUGACUUUUCUAACCCCUCGUUCUUCCCGAUCGACUAUCCAUAAAUACGCAUGCUCCCUCCCACGCUACACAGCUCAGUGCGUAGACGUACAACAAUUAGCUAGCAUCAAUGGCGUCCCCGGCCGCCUCCUCGGUCCUUCUCGUCCUCCUCGCCGCCUUCACUGCUAGCGCCAGCGCGGCCACCUUCAGCAUCGUAAACAACUGCGGCUUCACGGUGUGGCCGGCGGCCAUCCCGGUCGGCGGCGGCUUGCAGCUCAACCCGGGCCAGAUGUGGACACUCAACGUGCCUGCCGGCACCAGCUCCUGCAGGAUCUGGGGCCGCACCGGAUGCUCGUUCAACGGCGGCAGCGGGAGCUGCCAGACCGGAGACUGCGCGGGCGCGCUCUCCUGCACCCUCUCCGGGCAGCCCCCCGCGACGCUGGCCGAGUUCUCCAUCGGCGGCGCCACCGACUCGUACGACAUCUCGGUGAUCGACGGCUACAACCUGGCCAUGGACUUCUCCUGCAGCAACGGCGACGCCAUCCGGUGCAGGAACUCCGGCUGCCCCGACGCGAACGACCAGCCCAACGACACGAAGGGCCAUAUCUGCACUGGCAACAACAAUUACCAGGUGAUCUUUUGCCCAUGAAGCAAUGGUCGAACAAGUGAAUGAUCCACCGGAGACUGACAGGGCACAUCCGGAUCCGUCGGUUUGUUUAUCCUGGUCCUUUGUACGGCAGAUCACUGAUGGAGACAUCAUCAGGAUUGAUAUAUAUUCACAUCAUGCCCAUAUAUAUGCAAAACGCUUGCAAAGUACGAAGAAGAAUUAUAAUGAGUUAUUGAUGUACGUGCAUGUGUUGUUGGAAGAUGUGCCCUCCGGAAGCCUCAAGAGCCAUCUAUCGAUCCUAAAAACUGAGGAGCCAUUGCAGCAGCUCGUGUCAUGGACUGGUGAGCUAGCUAGGUAGAAGCAUGUCGCGAAAUAUAUGUCUUAAUUUGUAGACAUGAUGCAUGUCCAGAUGAACAUAUGCCCGUCUGCUACCGGUGUUUUG
Phragmites australis (common reed) is the source of this 1240-nucleotide messenger RNA. RefSeq names its product thaumatin-like pathogenesis-related protein 4. NCBI's taxonomy places the organism in Eukaryota, Viridiplantae, Streptophyta, Magnoliopsida, Poales, Poaceae. The coding region runs from base 322 to 840 and encodes 172 amino acids. Gene Ontology annotation, cellular component: extracellular region. The record is from RefSeq and is a predicted model, not a curated record. The transcript has a single exon. Gene Ontology annotation, biological process: defense response.